Boleophthalmus pectinirostris (great blue-spotted mudskipper) is the source of this 4802-nucleotide messenger RNA. RefSeq lists its product as uncharacterized. The record is from RefSeq and is a predicted model, not a curated record. NCBI's taxonomy places the organism in Eukaryota, Metazoa, Chordata, Actinopteri, Gobiiformes, Gobiidae. Gene Ontology annotation, biological process: proteolysis; acrosome reaction. Gene Ontology annotation, molecular function: protein binding; serine-type endopeptidase activity. The coding region runs from base 285 to 4643 and encodes 1452 amino acids. The transcript has 33 exons.
UCCUGGUUUAGUCCUGGACUGAAUUAGUCCUGGUUUUAGUCUUGGUGUUAGUUCUGGUUUAGAGGCGCACAGGAGGAAGCGCGGUUUACGCCGCGUACGCGAGAAAACACGAUCCACACGCGGCUCACGGGAGCACGUCGGUGUCCACGCAGUAACUACGGAAGGAAACGUGGUCCGCGCGUUCUCAGGUUAAUGACGAUGAUGAAGCUGUCCAACGCUCUGAUUAUACAUCCAUUGCAGCAGGUUCACAGUGCGUUGAGAAACUAUAUGCCAACCUUCCCGGAAUGAGGAUUCCUCUAAAUGUGUUCUCGUCAUGGGGUGGUGUCAGUUGCCAUGUAAAGCUGACUGCUGCUCCUGGGUUUCUGAUUCGACUGACGGUCAGCUCUUUCCUCAUUGAGCCAACAGACUGUGUGGACGAUGGGCUACUGGUGUACGACGCCCUGCUGCCCAUGAGGGGGCGCAUUUUACUACGGUUGUGUGAGCCAGUGACCAAGGCUUUCUCCCUGGUAUCUACCUCCAAUGUGAUGUUGUUGUCAUUCUCUAUGACAAGUGGGAACAAGAACUUCAGGGGGGACUUUGAGGCCAUCAGUGAGGAAUUAUGUUUGUCUCAUAUUGAGGUCAAGUCACAUCCUGACUUCACUGGUGAACUCUACAGCCCAUUCUACCCCAGUCUACUGCCCCCACAAUGCUCCUGCACCUGGACAUUUCAGACCGCUAGUUCAGCUUUGGGAGUGGCUCUUCAUUUCAAAAACUAUGUAUUAAAAAUGAAAGACAUGAAGGCUUGUGACCAAGGCUGGUGGAAAGUCAAUGAAAUAAUUUACUGUGGGACCUAUGUAGACCACAGCACAGUGUUUCGGAUCAGUAACCCCAGUCCAGAGGUGGAGUUUCGCUGUAGCUCUCGUACUUCAGUUCAGCCUUUUGAGGCAUCUUACACCAGUUAUAACAUUAGCCAGCCCUGUCCAGAGAGCCACUUCCUGUGCUCCACUGGCCUGUGUGUGGACAAAGUGAGACGAUGUGAUGGCCUGGAUGACUGCCAAGACGAGAGCGAUGAAAUCUUCUGUUCAAGACCAUCACCUAACUGUGCAGGCAGUGGUUUUCUUCACCCUUUGUUUGUGUGUAAUGGAAAGAGAGACUGUUCUAAUGGAAUAGAUGAGAUCAACUGCACUCAAGAAACCACCUGCUCGGCCAUAAGCUUCCAUUGCAGCAGUGGGCCCUGUAUCCUGAAAAAAAAUGCAAAAUGUGACGGUGUUUUGGACUGUAGAGACCAAAGCGAUGAGAGAGACUGUGAUUGUGGCAACCCCUCUCCGGUAAAGAAAGAAACGUCAUCUUCAUCUGAGCGCAUUGUUGGCGGGGUCAACUCUGUGGAGGGGGAGUGGCCGUGGCAAGUCAGCCUGCUCUUCUCUGGGAGCAUGUACUGUGGGGCCUCAGUGCUCUCCUCUGAUUGGCUCCUGUCAGCUGCCCACUGCUUCAGCAAAGACAGGUUGUCAGACCCACGCCUCUGGAGGGCUCACCUGGGCAUGCUGAGCCAAGGCAGUGCCAAGCAUGAGGCGGAGAUCCAGAGAAUUAUAGUUCAUGAAUAUUACAAUGCAUUUACCUUUGAUUAUGACAUCGCACUGCUGCAGCUAAAGAAGCCCUGGCCACCCAGCCUCAGUGCCCUGAUCAAGCCUGUGUGCUUGCCCCCUCCAUCACACAUGGUUACAGACAGCCACCCCUGCUGGGUCACUGGGUGGGGCUACCGCUCAGAAGGGGACAAAAUGCUGCCCACAGUGCUCUUGAAAGCACAGGUGUUUAUCCAGAGCCAGACAGACUGUAAGAAAAGCUACAGUCUGGCCUCUCCUCGGAUGCUGUGUGCAGGAGUGCCCUCUGGAGAGCAGGACGCCUGCCGGGGUGACUCCGGGGGUCCUCUCUCGUGUCAGGAACCUGGUGGUGGCCGAUGGUUUCUCAUUGGCAUUGUGAGCUGGGGGCUGGGCUGUGGUCGACCCAACCUGCCUGGAGUCUACACCCGGGUCAGCAAGUUCACCUCUUGGAUCUACAGCCAUAUCACCAUAGCCCUAUACACAAGGAGUAAGUUUGCCCACAAUAUCUGUCGCACGGAUGGUUGUCCGGAUUGUACCCUUCAUAGUGCUCUCAUUGUGCCGCGCUGCAUUCUGGGGCUCCGUGUGACACCUGCCGCCCAGUGCCUCUGUGGAGCUUCACUGGACAGUGCUAUGAGGACUCUCCCUAAAAGUAAAACUUGUAAAGUCUACUGCGUCUCUGAAGAUGGACUCUCAAGCCACACCACUGCUCAGGGAGAGGGGAAGUUGAAGGAGCCCACCCAGACACCAAGCCCCCCCACGAAGCUGGAGCAGCAGAGAGCGGAUGGGGGGGCUCCAUUUUCUGAACUCUAUGAAUCCACACCAUGGAGCACUUACUAUCUGGGCUCAGGAAUCACUGCCUUCAGCGAAGGAGCAGCAGGACUUAAUGUUUUCUAUUGGAGUAAAUUUUCUGCCCCGGAGGAUGUUGCUAUGGCAAUUCGUAAAUCCAAUGCAGGGAGAUUACAGCGUCGACUUCCAGGCAUCAAUAAAGUGCAGGACAGUCGCCAUGAACAGCGCUACUUUAUGGAGCAAGACCCAGACAUUCUUCACCUGCUUGGUCUGGAUCCUGAUGACUUUGAAUCUGAAGAGAAAUCAGACAAAUUCAAGAAUCCAAACAGCAUCCAGGGUGGAAAGUGGCAGCUUGGUUUCCAAGCUAUGUCUUUCGACUUAUAUGCCAAAUAUGGGAACAACCGGACCCUCAGCCUUGUGAACCCUAAGAAGCCUUACUAUCAGUGGCGUCUGCGUGUGCCAUCAGGGCAUGUGGUCCGGCUGGUGGUUCUCACCCUUCAAGGAGCCACUCCAGGCAGCUGCAUUGCACACAAGCUAUCUGCCUAUGACUUUUUACUCCCUUUACAAAACAAGAUCAUUGCAAGAUGGUGUGGACUACCUGUUUCUGGUUCAUCUCCGGUCAUGAAGCUCAUGUCGUCUGGAAAUGUAAUGUUGGUCACCUUUUCCUUUAGUAGACAAAGAGAAGGAGCAGUCUUUAAAGCUUAUUUCCAGGCCAUUCCCAAAGCAGGUUGUGGGGGGUCAAUAUCAUCCUGGAACGGUUCAGUCUCUUCUCCUUAUUACCCAUCCUUCUAUCCUCCAAAUAUAGAAUGUACUUGGACAGUACGGACCCCCAUGCCUGGAUAUCUUAUCUCCAUGACAAUUGUGAAGUUUGACAUUCAGGAUUCUUCCUCAUCUGACGGCUGUGAGAAUGACUGGCUGGACAUUGGAGGGAUCAAACUGUGUAAUCCUAUUCUGGAGAGCAGCAAGAAGCGUGUGUUCUCGUCUCCACUGUCCAUCCAGUUUCACUCAGAUGAAUCCAUCACUCACCCGGGCUUCUAUCUGAUCUACAGAGCCUUUUCCCCAGAGGGCACGUGUCCACGGCAAUUUCGCUGUGGAGAUGGGCGCUGCAUUCCUCUGAGAAAAGUUUGUGAUGGAGUACGGGACUGCUCAGAUGGACGGGAUGAAGCUAAAUGCAAUUCUUGCAGGCCCGGGGAGGUGCAGUGUGCCAAUGGACAGUGCAAGUCUCAUAGCAGUCAGUGUAUGACUCAGAGCACCUGUUCAGACAGCAGUGAGGAGGGCACAUGUGGCAGCAAGUGCUACCAUGUGUGCCCAAAUAAGCAGUGUUUACCAAAGUCUUCAUUGUGUGAUGGUGUUGUUGACUGCAAAGACCGAAGUGAUGAACUCAACUGCACUAGAGCAUAUGUGAAAGGCUGCUCUUCGAACUCUUACAAAUGUGCCAAUGGAAAAUGUGUGAAUAAGGUCAAUCCUGAGUGUGAUGGAGUCAAGGACUGCUUUGAUGGAUCUGAUGAACUGCGGUGUGCCUGCGGGACCAGGCCUAGAAAGCGCACCAAGAUUGUGGGAGGUUCUGACGCGGGCACGGGCUCCUGGCCUUGGCAAGUCAGUCUGCAGAUGGAGCGUUACGGCCACGUGUGCGGGGCCACUCUUGUCGGUAGUCGCUGGCUUAUUUCAGCUGCCCACUGCUUCCAGGACUCAGAUGCAAUCAAAUAUUCAGAUUCUCGUGCUUGGCGGGCAUUCAUGGGAAUGCGUGUGAUGACAUCAGGAAUCAGUGGGGCAGCCAACAGACAGAUCCGACGAAUACUUAUUCAUCCAAAAUACGACCAGUUUACCUCAGACUAUGACAUUGCCUUAUUGGAGCUCAGCAUACCCAUCUUCUUCAAUGACCUAGUGCAGCCAGUGUGUAUCCCUGCUCCAUCACACUCCUUCGCCACAGGAACCAACUGCUACGUCACUGGCUGGGGUGUUCUCAUGGAGGACGGUGAACUGGCUUCUCGGUUACAAGAGGCUUCUGUGAAAAUAAUAAGCAGAAAUACAUGCAAUAAGCUGUAUGAUGAUGCUGUCACUCCCAGAAUGCUUUGUGCCGGAAACUUACAGGGAGGGGUAGAUGCCUGUCAGGGAGACUCGGGGGGGCCUCUGGUGUGCCUGGAGAGGGGCCGACGCUGGUUUCUGGCUGGGAUCGUGAGCUGGGGUGAGGGCUGUGCCAGGCAGAACCGACCAGGGGUCUACACACAGGUGGUUAAAUUCUCUGACUGGGUCCACCAACAGACCAAAGGUCAAGUUUGAUUCAAAUGGACACAGGCUCACACUGAAAUGGAGCAUUCUGGAUGAAUUAUGGACAUUCACCACCCAGUGACCUCCAGUCCAACUGAAGCAACUGAAACAGGGCUAAUCUCCAAAAAACGUAUCACUGAAUGACUUAUUGACAACUGUGGCCCUGACAGA